This is a messenger RNA of Punica granatum (pomegranate), 1165 nucleotides long. The record is from RefSeq and is a predicted model, not a curated record. NCBI's taxonomy places the organism in Eukaryota, Viridiplantae, Streptophyta, Magnoliopsida, Myrtales, Lythraceae.
AGAUAUUGUUCGUUUCCUAAUUCACCGAAAGAACUCAAAAAGGAAAGGAAAGGAAAGGAAAGUUUUUAAGUGGGGGAGAGAAGGGCGAAAUUGUAACUUUGCAUGGCCUCUCAUGCAGUAAGGGUGAACGGUAAAUUUGAUUUAAUUCUGAGGGGCUUUCCCGUAACUUUGAUUCCCAGAAGAAAGAACAAAUUGGAGAAGGAAGCGGAGCGGCGCCCGGUCCGGUCAGCUCAGCUGCAGAGCUUCAGCUUCCCGGUUUUAUCCUUUCCUCUUUCGAUUUCAGUUUCCGCAGAGACACCGUUAACGAUCGGCGGCCGCAACCUCAUCUCUUUGUGGGGGAGUCUCAGUUAGAUUGCUCCCCCGCCAUAUUCCGCUGCAAAAGAUGGAGCAUAGCUUUGCUGAAGAGCUUUACUCAGAUAGCUUGCAGCUAUCAAAGGGGCAGCAGGUUCCUACUUCAACGGACAAUGCUUCUGAUGGGGAUGAUGUUUGGGAAGAAGAUGCGUCCUUAUGGGAUGACUCUGAGGAGAGAUUAGAUAACUCGUCCGAUUUGGACAGAGAAUGGCAAAGGAGGCGUGAACAGUUUUUCACGAUUGGGUAUCGUGAUGGACUCUUAGCAGGGAAAGAAGCUUCUGCACAAGAAGGAUUUAACAUCGGCUAUAAGCAGUCUGUGCCUGUUGGGUGCAACUGGGGUCUUGUUCGAGGUGUUACCAGUGCCCUAGCUUUCCUUCCUGAUGGGUUGAAAGAGAAGCUCAUCGAAGGUCAGGAAAAGAGAGAUAAAUACCGACACUUGCACGAGUCUGUCCACUCUCUAUCAACAUCGGAUGCUCUUAAGUUGUUCAGUGCCGAGAUCAUCUCCAACAGAAAAACUCAACAUGAUGAGGAAUCUAAAGCUAUACAUAAAGUCAGUUCACCACACCAAAGUUCAGAGCCCAGUCAAAUCGGAGCUUAUGUUGGGGAACUUAAGGAACUGCUUGGCAGAUCUCCUGCUAUCGAGGUUCAUUUAGAUGUAUUGGGAUCAUCCACACCGUGAUUCUAUACUCAUAAUAUACUCCAGUUGCAGAACACAUUGAUCUUGUGAAUACUUAAUUUUUAGAUCCUCUCUAUGAUAGACUGAUGGUGCUGAUUACUAAUAUACUAUGAAUGAUAACUUUCUUCAUGUUUUUUC